Messenger RNA from Piliocolobus tephrosceles (Ugandan red Colobus), 2769 nucleotides. It is a transcript of the gene POLRMT, whose product is annotated as RNA polymerase mitochondrial. Gene Ontology annotation, biological process: mitochondrial transcription. Gene Ontology annotation, molecular function: protein binding; DNA-directed RNA polymerase activity; mitochondrial promoter sequence-specific DNA binding. The transcript has 10 exons. Gene Ontology annotation, cellular component: mitochondrial DNA-directed RNA polymerase complex. NCBI's taxonomy places the organism in Eukaryota, Metazoa, Chordata, Mammalia, Primates, Cercopithecidae. The annotation marks the transcript as partial. The record is from RefSeq and is a predicted model, not a curated record.
CUACAACUCCCGGCGGGCGGCGCGGAUGCUUGCGCAGCCGCUAGUCGGGGAAGGGGGGUGGCGGUGGCGGCGGCGGCGGCGGCGGCGGCGCCCGGAGUGGUGUGCGUGAUGUCGGUACUUUGGUGGGGCCGCGGCGCGGCGGGGUUCAGACGGGCCCUGCCGCCUUGCGGCCGCCCGGGGCUCCUCGCCAAAGAAGGGACCCUCGGUGGCGUCUGCGGCCCCAGGAGAAGCUCGUCCGCCAACCCCCAGGAGCAAGACCAAGACCGCAGGAAGGACUGGGGCCACGUGGAGCUGCUGGAGGUGCUCCAGGCGCGGGUGCGGCAGCUGCAGGCUGAGAGCGUGUCUGAGGUGGUGGUGGACCGGGUGGAUGUGGCACGGCUCCCAGAACGUGGCAGUGGAGAUGGUGGCCUCCAGCCACCCAGGAAGGUCCAGAUGGGGGCCAAGGGUGCCAGCCUGGUGCCCUGUAGCGGCUGGGCACAGAGACUAGAGAAGGAUCAGUGGGUGCAGCGGAUGCGCAUACAGCAGUUGAAGGCGAACCUGCAGAUGCAAGUCCAGAGUGGGGAGUUCAAGGUGCUGCCCAAGCACCUGCAGGUGAAGCCCCAGCUCCUGAGCAAACAGCUGGCCAUGUUCCUGGCCCCCGAAAGCUCCUGGGAGGAGCAGCUGCCCCGGGUGCUGCAGGAGGCCCCUCGGAAGCUGAGCCUCGACGUGGGGCGGGCCCCAUCCACGCAGGCCCAGCUUUCAGGUCAGCAGCAGAAGCUCCUGGCCUUCUUUAAGUGCUGCCUGCUCACCGACCACCUGCCCCUUGCCCACCACUUGCUGGUCACCCACCACAGCCAGCGGAAGAAGCAGAAGCUGCUCACUCUGGACAUGUACAACACCGUCAUGCUUGGUUGGGCGCGGCAGGGGGCCUUCAAGGAGCUGGUGUAUGUGUUGUUGAUGGUGAAGGAUGCUGGCCUCACCCCAGACCUGCUGUCCUACGCGGCCGCCCUCCAGUGCUUGGGGAGGCAGGAUCAGGACGCCGGGACCAUUGAAAGGUGUCUGGAACAGAUGAGCCAGGAGGGGCUGGAGCUGCAGGCACUCUUCACCGCCGUGCCCCUGUCCGAGGAGGAGCAGGCCACUGUGCUGAAGGCUGUGCACAAGGUGAAACCCACCUUUAGCCUCCCGCGGCAGCCGCCGCCCGCGGUCAACACCUCGAAGCUGCUCAGGGACGUGUAUGCCAAGGAUGGGCCGGUGUCCUACCCGAAGCUGCACUUGCCCCUGAAGACCCUGCAGUCCCUCUUUGAGAAGCAGCUUUGCGUGGAGCUGGCCAGCAAGGUGUGCGUGGUGUCUGUGGAGAAGCCCGCAUUGCCAAGCAAGGAGGUCAUGCACGCGCGGAAGACCCUGCAGACCCUGCGGGACCACUGGGAGAGAGCGCUGUGCCGGGUGCUGCAGGAGACCAAGAACCGCCUGGAGGGCGAGGUGCACAAGGGCCGGUUCUCACUGUACCCCUUCCUGUGCCUGCUGGACGAGCGCGAGGUGGCGCGGAUGCUUCUGGAGGUCCUGCAGGGGCUGCCCGCCCCUGGCGAGUCCUUCACCACCCUGGCCCGGGAGCUGAGUGCACGCACUUUCAGCCGGCACGUGGUGCAGAGGCAGCAGCUCAGUGGUCAGGUGCAGGCGCUUGAGACGUACUACAGGAAGUACCUGCACCUACUGGCCUCUGACACCAAGGUGCCCAACCCCUGCCUGCCGCGGCAGUACUGGGAGGUGCUGGGGGCGCCCGAGGCCCUGCGGGAGCAGCCCUGGCCCCUGCCAGUGCAGAUGGAGCUGGGCAAGCAGCUGGCGGAGAUGCUGGUGCAGGCUACGCAGAUGCCGUCCAGCCUGAACAACCCGCAUGGUUCCUCCCGGCUUGUUCCCGUGCUCUACCAUGUGUAUUCCUUCCGCAACGUCCAGCAGAUCGGCGUCCUGAAGCCGCACCCGGCCUACGUGCAGCUGCGGGAGACGGCCGCGGAGCCCACGCUGACCUUCGAGGCGGUGGACGUGCCCAUGCUGUGUCCCCCGCUGCCCUGGACCUCCCCGCACACGGGCGGCUUUUUGCUCAGCCCCACCAAGCUGAUGCGCACGGUGGAAGGCGCCACGCAGCACCAGGAGCUGCUGGAAACCUGCCCGCCCACCGCGCUGCACGGCGCGCUGGACGCUCUCACCCAGCUGGGCAACUGCGCCUGGCGCGUCAACGGGCGCGUGCUGGACCUGGUGCUGCAGCUCUUCCAGGCCAAGGGCUGCCCCGAGCUAGGCGUGCCGGCCCCGCCCUCCGAGGCUCCCCAGCCGGCAGAGGCCCACCUGCCGCACAGCGCCGCGCCCGCCCGCAAGGCUGAGCUGCGCCGUGAGCUGGCGCGCUGCCAGAAGGUGGCCCGUGAGAUGCACAGCCUGCGGGCGGAAGCGCUGUACCGCUUCUCGCUGGCGCAGCACUUGCGGGACUGCGUCUUCUGGCUGCCGCACAACAUGGACUUUCGCGGCCGCACCUACCCAUGCCCGCCGCACUUCAACCACCUGGGCAGCGACGUGGCGCGGGCCCUGCUGGAGUUCGCCCAGGGCCGCCCACUCGGCCCGCAUGGCCUGGACUGGCUCAAGAUCCACCUGGUCAACCUUACCGGGUUCAAGAAGCGCGAACCGCUGCGGAAGCGCCUGGCCUUCGCGGAGGAGGUGAUGGAUGAGAUUCUGGAUUCGGCGGACCAGCCCAUGACGGUAGGGGCAGGGCCUCUGCGACCCCGGGUCCCCUGCCCACCCUCCUCC